AUGGCGAGCCACUCACCCCGUGUAAUGACUGCAAUCGUUCAUUUUUUGGAGUACAGUGUUUCGAGUUGCAUAAAAAAGCUAGAGCUCGUAAAGUCCGAGGAUCAGCAUACACGUUUACGAGGAGAUAAUUCUUCUCGUGUUCAUGAACCAAAUCUCUGUGUAGCUCAACGUGUUUGCCUCUCGUGUUUAAGCGAUGAAAUCAUAGAAAAUGAAUGCGAAGUUUGUGGCCAGAGAGAAUUUGUAUUUCCCGACGACCCAGUAGGAAAUCUUGUAAAAUUGGCUAUUAAUUCAAAAUUUGAGAAAAUAAUUUGCAUAGCUCAUAACGCUCGAGGAUUUGACAGUCAAUUCAUACUCCGUUAUCUCAUUGAAGAUCAAAAAACUCAAAUGCCUACACUGAUAAUGAGAGGAACAAAAAUAAUUUCCAUGAGAGUAGGAAAAAUCUGUUUUCUCGAUAGUUUGAAUUAUUUGCCAAUGUCUCUCAGUCCGCUACCGAAAGCAUUCGGAUUUGAUGAUAUUGUGACAAAAGGUACAUUUCCUCAUCUGUUCAACACUCCAGGAAAUCAAAAUUAUAUCGGAUCGUUACCAGCUCUGCACUUUUAUUCUCCUGACAAAAUGUUUACUGCGGAACGUAAGCGGUUCAUGGCAUGGUACCAAGAAACGAGUGACUCUGGAUAUAUUUUUAAUUUUGCUGAGGAAUUUUUGCGAUAUUGUCGCGAUGAUGUAUCAGUGCUACGUCGAGCAUGCUUAGCUUUUCGUAAAUUAUUUAUCCAAUGCGGUAAAGUUUGCCCGUUUGCUGAAAGUUGUACAAUAGCAUCAGCAUGUUCAUUAGUAUAUCGCAAAAACUUCCUACCAGCGGAUAAAAUUGCACUAUUACCCCCUGGAGGUUAUCGAUGGGCUGAUAAACAAUCUCGUAAAGCUGUUUCGUGGCUCGUAUGGCUCGAGCGAGAAAAUGGUAUUAUUAUCACACACGCUGGUCGCACACGAGAGCAGCGUUUACCCCUGGGCUUACCUCCGGUAGACGGAUAUUACGAGGAGAACAAUAUUCGUCACGUCUUGCAAUUCCAUGGUUGUUAUUGGCAUGGAUGUAAACGUUGCUUUCGUAUAAAUAGAGACAAACGAAUGCGUUGUGAUGAUACAAUGGAUCAGCGAUACGAGCGUACUGUUACGAUAUCAGCACGAAUUAAAGAGCAGGGAUUUUUACUAACAGAAAUAUGGGAAUGCGAAUAUGAUGCUAUGUUGAAAAAUAAUGAUGAAAUGGCUGAAUUUGUGAAAAAUCACCCUAUGGUGAUUUCAGAACCGCUUGAGCCGCGUGAAGCAUUUUUUGGAGGAAGAACGGAAAAUUUUGUAAAUAUGUACGAAGUAAAAGAAAGUGAAAAAAUAAAAUAUGUAGAUGUAUGUUCAUUAUAUCCAUGGGUAUGUAAAACUGGAAAAUUUCCAAUAGGUCAUCCUAAAGUGUACGUCGGUGAGGAGUGUCGCGUUCUCAUUGGACAAAAUAAUUCUUUAGAGCGUGUUGAGGGCCUGGUCAAGUGUACCGUUUUACCCCCUCGUGAUUUGUAUUUUCCGGUUUUACCGUUUCGAGCUCAUGGAAAAUUGUUAUUUGCUUUAUGUAAAUCAUGCUGUCUGAAUUUAGAUACAAAUGGGAAUUGCGAGCAUGUAAAUCCAGAAGACCGUGCUUUCAACGGUACAUGGGUUGUCGAUGAAUUGAGGAAAGCGAGCUCACUAGGUUAUACUGUAUUACACGUAGACGAAAUUUGGCAGUACGAAAUUACGCGCUACGACCCUCUAACUCGAAGCGGAGGUCUUUUUGCAGAUUAUAUAAAUACUUUCCUAAAAAUCAAACAAGAAGCCAGCGGAGCACCAACGAAUUGUGUUGGGAAUCCUGAAGCGUUGCAACAAUACAUCGACGAUUAUAAAAAUGCAGAAGGAGUCGAGCUUGAUGCAAAUGCUAUAGAUUUCAACCCGGGUCUUCGCUCGCUUGCCAAACUCGCUCUCAAUUCUUUUUGGGGAAAAUUUGGACAGCGUGAAAAUCAAACUAAUACUUUGAUUAUUUCUACGCGUGUAGAGCUCAUGGAUUUACUAACAAGUCCAGAAAUUGAAAUUACAGGAAUCUUACCUGUAAAUCAUAGAAUUAUGUACGUAAAUUACAAAAACGCUGAUGAGGCUAUUCGACCAUCGCUUACAGCAAAUGUUGUAAUUGCAGCAUAUACGACGGCACAGGCACGACUCAAACUGUAUGAAUAUUUGGAGGGACUUGGUCGUCGCGUGUUGUAUUGUGACACCGACUCGUGCAUUUAUGUAAGUCACGAACGCAGUGAUGAAUACCAGCCUCCUGUCGGACAAUUUCUCGGAGAUCUGACUGACGAGUUAAGUGCGUACGGAGAUGGUUCAUACAUCACUUCGUUUGUGUCGGGUGGACCAAAAUUCUAUUCUUUUAUUGCGCGUAAACCUGAUGGUACCACUAUAGAAGUAUGUAAAGUUAAAGGUAUCACAUUGAACUUUCAAAAUAGUCAACAAAUAAAUUAUCAAACGAUUCGCUCAUUUGUGACGGGAGAAAGGAGUGCACCAAUCGUUUUGAAAUUCGAUGCAAUAAGACGUACCGAGUUCCAUCAUGUAAUUUCACGCGAAGAAACCAAGUCUUGCGCCCCAGUGAGUGUAAAACGUCAACAGGACAGAGAAUAUUGUACCCUACCCUACGGUUUUGUUCGAACAACGGCAUGA
Messenger RNA from Venturia canescens, 2718 nucleotides. RefSeq lists its product as uncharacterized. Bases 1 to 2718 code for a protein of 905 amino acids. Lineage: Eukaryota; Metazoa; Arthropoda; Insecta; Hymenoptera; Ichneumonidae. Gene Ontology annotation, biological process: DNA replication. The transcript is spliced from 2 exons. Gene Ontology annotation, molecular function: nucleotide binding; DNA binding; DNA-directed DNA polymerase activity. The record is from RefSeq and is a predicted model, not a curated record.